Lotus japonicus is the source of this 1865-nucleotide messenger RNA. RefSeq names its product probable serine/threonine-protein kinase PBL23. Gene Ontology annotation, biological process: protein phosphorylation. Bases 263 to 1609 code for a protein of 448 amino acids. The record is from RefSeq and is a predicted model, not a curated record. The transcript is spliced from 5 exons. Gene Ontology annotation, molecular function: ATP binding; protein kinase activity. Lineage: Eukaryota; Viridiplantae; Streptophyta; Magnoliopsida; Fabales; Fabaceae.
UUUCCAUUCCGAACUCAUAGAGAGGCCUUGAAGAAAAAACAAAGCAAAAGAAACACCACCAUGCUGGAUGGGAAAGAUUCUCUGAACCCAGAAAUCAAGUACUGUUUUGCAUGGCCAAUAUUUGAAUAAUUAAGAACAACAUCUUAGAUAGAUUUCAAUGCAUAAAUUGUCUAGCUGUGUAUAAGGUUUCUAUUGCAUUGGAUUAAAAGGUGGAAUCUGCAUUCUGAGAGAUUAUUUGAAAAGCCAAUGCAGGAAGUAGAAAAUGAGUUGUUUUCCAUGUUGCACGUCACAAGAGAAGAUCAACAAGAAGUCAUUGAAAAAGAGCAUUAAGGAAUACCAUGAAGCAAAAGUGCUAGCCUCAUUUUCCAAUAUCUCUUUUAAAACUGAUAGCGGCAAGAGAAAGUUCAUAGCAAAUGAGAUAGCGAAGCUUGGGAAAGGGAACAUCACCUCCAAGACUUUUAGUUACCGUGAGCUCUGUGCUGCAACUCAGAACUUUAACCCUUCCAAUUUGAUUGGAGAAGGAGGCUUUGGGAGGGUGUACAAAGGAUGCAUUAAAAACACAAAUCAAGUUGUUGCUGUGAAGCAACUAGACAGGAAUGGAUUUCAAGGAAACAGGGAAUUUCUUGUAGAGGUUUUGAUUUUGAGUCUUUUGCACCACCCUAACCUUGUCAAUUUGGUAGGGUAUUGUGCUGAAGGUGAACAGAGGGUUUUGGUAUAUGAAUACAUGGCCAAUGGCUCUUUAGAAGAUCAUCUACUUGAAUUAACUCCUGAGAGAAAGCCCCUGGACUGGAAAACUAGGAUGAAAAUUGCAGAAGGUGCAGCAAAAGGACUUGAGUACUUACAUGAUGUGGCGAACCCGCCAGUGAUAUACCGCGAUUUUAAAGCAUCAAACAUACUGUUAGAUGACGACUUCAAUCCAAAGCUCUCUGAUUUUGGACUCGCAAAGCUUGGUCCAACUGGGGACAAAACACAUGUAUCCACCAGAGUGAUGGGAACUUAUGGCUAUUGUGCUCCUGAGUAUGCAUCAACAGGGCAAUUAACAACAAAAUCAGAUGUGUAUAGCUUUGGAGUAGUGUUUUUGGAGAUGAUCACAGGAAGAAGGGUCAUUGACAAUUCAAGACCAACAGAAGAGCAAAAUUUAGUCAUUUGGGCACAACCACUUCUAAGAGACAGAAAGAAAUUUACACAAAUGGCAGAUCCAUUGCUAGAAGAUAACUACCCUGUAAAGGGUCUUUACCAAGCUCUAGCAGUAGCAGCAAUGUGUCUCCAAGAGGAAGCAGAUACACGGCCUUUGAUCAGUGAUGUAGUUACAGCUCUUGACUUUUUGGCAAAGAAGAAAUUAGAAGGGGAUGAAGAACAACAUGCUAAAGAGACUUCUUCUUCUGCUCAGAAUGGACAUGGAAGUGAAGAAAAGGACUCUGAUGGAGUAAAUGAUGAAGAUGAUGAUGAUGAUGAUGAUAGCAAUGAUGAAGAUGAUGACGAUGAUGAAGAUGAUGACGAUGAUGAAGAUGAAGAUGAAAAUGAGGAUGAGGAUGAGGAUGAGGAUGAGGAUGAGAAUGAGGAUGAUGAAAAUGAAGCUGACAAUAAUAAGGGUAGCAGAGGACAAUGAAUGGAAGUGCAACUUCAAAGAAUAACCUUCAUUUUCUUUUUUUUUCUGGAAGGUUGAUGAACUACCUCAUGUGCUUAAAGAUGGAUUAGGAUUCUCUCUGUAAACUUCACAUGAUUUAUCAUGUUGAAAUUUUGUGUUUAUCUUAUUAAUUAGAUGAGACCCUUCAAUAUUUAUAAAGAUAGAGAUAGACAAAAUGUUCCACUUGACAUUAUCUUUACAUGAGAGGAUUCUAAUAUGUGAAAGGCUUACCAAACUC